Microplitis demolitor is the source of this 1699-nucleotide messenger RNA. Its product is annotated as beta-1,4-galactosyltransferase 1. Gene Ontology annotation, molecular function: N-acetyl-beta-glucosaminyl-derivative 4-beta-N-acetylgalactosaminyltransferase activity. The coding region runs from base 298 to 1323 and encodes 341 amino acids. The transcript has 2 exons. Lineage: Eukaryota; Metazoa; Arthropoda; Insecta; Hymenoptera; Braconidae. Gene Ontology annotation, biological process: glycosphingolipid biosynthetic process; carbohydrate metabolic process. The record is from RefSeq and is a predicted model, not a curated record.
UACAAUUUUGUAUAUAUAUUCUACUAGUUGUAUUUUGUUUAUGUUUAUUGUGGGGAACAAAUAUUAUAUAAAGUUUAAAUAAAUAAUUAAUAAUAAUAAUAAUAAUAAUAAUAAUAACAAGUUAAAUAAAAUCUAUAAAUGGGUUUAUGGGAAAAUUUUUAUAGCUAUUUUAAAUUAUAUUUUUUAUUAGCGUUAUAACCAAGGUUAAACCAAAUAGUAUUAAAUAAAAUCAACAGUGGGAUUAAGAUUUAUCAAUGCAUGUUGCAAUGAAAUGUAAUAAUUAAGUUAAUAAUAAUCAUGACGAGAAAUUUAACAAAUUUCAUAAAAAUGUUUAUAUCAUGUAUGUACGGGCACACACGUAAUUUAACAUAUUUGAUAGUAACAAUAGUAGUGUUAUUUUACUGUUUAACUCCUAGUCGUUUUGCAUCACAUUAUAAUUUUAUAAAAACUCAAGAUAUUUAUAGUCACCUUGAAAAAUCAUAUGAACCACGUGAAAAUUCAUGUACACUAGCCAUAUAUUCUUAUAACAAUAAAAAUAAUAAUGAUAAAGAGUUAUCAUCAUCAGAAUUAUGGUAUCCAGAAGAGAAUCCACGUCAAGAUCCAGUUGUGAUGGCACGUCGUCUUGGAAUUUUACCCGGUGGACAAUGGAAACCUCUGAAUUGUCAUCCAUUAUUUAAUGUUGCCAUUAUUUUGCCAUAUCGUAAUCGUAAACGACAACUUGAUAUUUUUAUGAAUUAUAUUCAUCCAUUUUUACAACAGCAAAAUUUAGAUUAUAGAAUAUUUGUUAUUGAACAGAGUCCAUUGACUGAAUUUAAUCGUGCUAAAUUAUUUAAUGUUGGAUUUAAAGAAGCCACUAAAAUAAAUGAUUUUCAUUGUUUCAUAUUUCAAGAUAUUGAUUUAAUACCACAAAAUCCAAAUAAUAUAUACGCAUGUACUAAAAUGCCACGACAUAUGAGCUCAAGUGUUAAUACAUUUAGAUAUAAUUUACCAUAUACUGGUUUAUUUGGUGGUGCUAUUGCAUUAACACGUAAACAAUUUGAAAAAGCUAAUGGUUUUUCAAAUAUUUUUUAUGGAUGGGGUGGUGAAGAUGAUGAUUUUUACAGUCGUUUACAAUCACGAGGUUUUAAGAUAAUGAGAUUUGGACCUAAUAUAGCUCAAUAUUAUAUGCUAUCACAUAAAAAGGAACCACCAAGUAAUUCAAGAUUUGCUAAUUUGGAAAAUGCUGCUAAAAGAUAUGAUUCUGAUGGUCUCAAUAAUUUAGAAUAUACAGUUUUAGAUCAUCAAUUGCGUCCACUUUAUUCCUGGAUUUUAGCGGAUGUAUAGUUACUUUUUUUAUUUUAUAUUAUUAACAUAUAUAUUUUCAUUAAAAAAUUUAUAAACUUUAAUUCAUAUUAUUUAAUCAUUCUCUAUAAAUUAAAUUAUGAAAAACAAAAUAAAAUAGUAAUUUAAUUUAUCAAAAAUUUGUAUUAUAUAUAGUUAUUAAUUAAAACUAAUAAUAUAUUGAAUGAAUGAAUAUCUCAACUAGUACUUAGUUAAUUUAUCAAUAGUAGUAAAUUUUAUUGUUCAAGGUUUUUUUUUUCUAUCAACAAAUAAAAAUUACCAAAUAAAAAAAAACCAAUCUAGGAAUUUUGAAUUAUAGUAUUAAAAAAAAUUAUCUUAUAAAUAAAUAUUAAAAAAAAGAAUAAAACAUAAAAAUGUU